Neoarius graeffei (lesser salmon catfish) is the source of this 3941-nucleotide messenger RNA. RefSeq names its product ectonucleotide pyrophosphatase/phosphodiesterase 2-like (gene enpp2l). The record is from RefSeq and is a predicted model, not a curated record. Lineage: Eukaryota; Metazoa; Chordata; Actinopteri; Siluriformes; Ariidae. The coding region runs from base 145 to 2694 and encodes 849 amino acids. Gene Ontology annotation, molecular function: alkylglycerophosphoethanolamine phosphodiesterase activity; polysaccharide binding; calcium ion binding. Gene Ontology annotation, biological process: phosphatidylcholine catabolic process; immune response. The transcript has 25 exons.
CGUUACUGCGCGCGCAUUGGCUGGCGGAAAAAGGCACACGUGGGUCAGGGUAAACAACACGCAAGCGCGCCCCCGUGCGUGUCCGGUUAGCGGAACCUCGGUAAAGGCUCGCGGACUUUACUGCUGCAGAGACACGGCGGGACAAUGUUGCUCAGAAAGCUGGUUGUUUGUGUAUUCCUGCUAGUGCUUGGCCCCCAUGUGUGUGUGGGCUAUGUAUUCCAGGCUGUACAGUCAACAGGAGAAAAGGAGGAGAUACACUCUCAACCUAAAAUAUCUAAAUGGGAAAGCACAGCUGGAUCUUGUAAAGGGCGGUGCUUUGAGCUGGUAGAGGCGGAGCCUCCUGGGUGCAGGUGUGAUAAUCUGUGUAAGACGUACUAUAGCUGCUGCACUGACUUUGAUAAGCAUUGCCUUAAAACUGCUGGAGGUUUUGAGUGUACUCCGGAGCGGUGUGGAGAGAGCCGAAAUGAGGACUAUGCAUGCCAGUGUUCAGAGGACUGUUUGGAGAAGGGAGACUGCUGCACCAACUACAAAGCUCUCUGCAAAGGUGAGAGUCAGUGGGUGGAUGGAGACUGUGAGGAGAUUAAAGCCCCAGAAUGUCCUGCAGGAUUUGUGCGUCCUCCUCUCUUCAUCAUCUCUCUGGACGGAUUCCGUGCCUCCUACAUUAAGAAAGGAAAACCUGUCAUUCCCACCAUCCAUAAACUGAGAACAUGUGGCACACGCUCUCCUCAUAUGAGACCAGUGUACCCUUCGAAAACAUUUCCCAACCUGUACACACUCGCCACGGGGCUGUACCCGGAGUCUCACGGCAUUGUGUGUAACUCCAUGUACGACCCAGUGUUUGAUGCGAACUUCAAUCUGCGUGGGAGAGAGAAGCUCAAUCAUCGCUGGUGGGGUGGGCAACCUAUCUGGAUAACAGCAGAGAAGCAGGGGGUGAAAGCAGCAACAUUCUUCUGGCCUUGGGUGAUUCCACUGGAGAGAAGGAUUCUGACCAUGCUGAGUUGGCUGCACCUGCCUGAUGAUGAAAGGCCGUAUGUGUAUGCAGUUCACUCGGAGCAGCCUGACACGUUUGGCCACAGACUUGGGCCACUCAGCAGUGAGCUGGAUAACCCGCUCAGAGAUAUUGAUAACAUCAUCGGUCAGUUAAUGAACGGUCUGAAACAGAUGAACCUUCACCGCUGUGUAAAUGUCAUCAUAGUGGGUGAUCACGGAAUGGAGGAGGCCCACUGUGACCGUACAGAGUAUCUCAGCUCAUAUGGACUCAAUGUUAAUGAGUUUACACUCAUCCCAGGAUCGUCUGGGAGAUUACGUCCCAAAAACCAGAGCAUGUCAUAUGACCCAAAAGAGCUUGUAGCCAAUUUAACAUGUAAGAUGCCCAAUCAGCACUUUAAGGCCUAUCUGAAGCAGCACCUGCCCAAACGUCUUCACUAUGCCAACAACCGCAGGAUAGAGGAUGUCCACCUGCUCAUGGAGAGGAAGUGGCUCGUAGCCAUGAACCGGUUACCUGGCAGCUGUGGCUACUUCGGCGAUCACGGCUUUGAUAACAAAAUUAACAGCAUGCAGACCAUCUUUUUGGGAUAUGGACCGAGCUUCAAGUUUAGGACGGAAGUUCCUCCUUUUGAGAAUAUUGAGCUUUACAACGUAAUGUGUGAUCUCCUGGGCUUGACUCCUGCACCGAAUAAUGGCACACAUGGCAGUCUGAACGCCAUACUGAAAGACCCUCCUUACACGCCCAUACAGCCAGAGGAAGUGACAUCACCAAAACCUCUAGAACCUGCUACCAACUCGCCGACGUUCUACAACCUGGAUUGUAGCUGUGAUGAUGAGAAUAUGAUUGAAGAGCUCACUGAUGGAUAUUUCACAAAAGGAGCUGCUUCAUUAAACAAUGUGACGCACCUGCCGUUUGGCCGCCCUGCCGUUUUGUUCCAGACUUCGUACUCGUUACUGCAGCACUCAGACUACAUCAGCGCAUACAGUUACGAGCUGCACAUGCCCCUGUGGACGGCAUUCACUAUCACACCACAGAUAGAGAGCACUUUCCCACCCAUUCCAGGCUCAGAAUGUGUAAGAGCGGACGUCCGAAUUCCUCCCGAACACACCCUGAACUGUGACUCCACCAACCAGGAUCAAGAGAUCAUCCGUGGAUUUCUGUACCCAUCUGAUUUAUCCAUCACUCCUGAAUCCAGAUAUGAUGCUUCAUUGAUCACCAAUACAGUACCCAUGUAUCCUGCCUUUAAGAGAAUAUGGAGCUACCUGCAGAUGACAGUGUUGAAGCGUUAUAGUGAAGAGAGGAACAGCAUUAAUGUUGUGACUGGGCCCAUAUUUGACUAUGACUUUGAUGGACUCAGAGACACAGUGGAGAAGAUCAGAGAAAAUGCAGGCAGCUCUGCCCCAGUCCCUACUCAUUUGUAUGUGAUGAUAACAAGCUGUAAUGGAGAGAACACAACAGUGGAGGAAUGUGAUGAAUCCAUUUCCACGGUAUCCUUCAUCCUCCCCCAUCGACCAGAUAACUCAGAAACCUGCAAUAGUUCGGAGGAGCCGUCGCGCUGGGUGGAGGAGAUCCUGCACACUCACACGGCUCGCAUACGUGAUGUGGAACUGCUCACCGGACUAGAUUUCUACCGCUCCAUCAUGCUGCCCUGCACGAACACACUUGCGCUGAAAACGUAUCUGCACACAUUCGAGCAAAACAUCUAACACCUGGUGGAACAACAUCACUAAACCCCACAUCACCUCUCUUCCUGGAUCCGCUGAUGAUUAGGUGUAUAGUUUUUAUACAGUUUGUCAUAUUUAUUGUUCAUUAAAAAAAACAAUGAUGGUAAAAUGUUUCAAACAGUUCAACUUUAGGACUCACUAAAUAUAUCUGUUAUAGAGCUUGAAAUACGUUGCCUUAUGGUAUCUUUGUAUGUGCGUGUUGUAAGUUAACAAUUUGUUAGCAUAUGGAGAGGUUUUAUGUAGAGCACAGUGCUCUAGAUUACUGUGAUAAUAAUGUGAUUGCACAAGAACAUUCCCCUAGAGGUAACUCCCAACAAGGCAUUUUCAUCCUUCAGUCCUUUUCAUCACACUUUAUAAUAUUACUACAAUAAUGUAUUUGCGAAAUUAGCAUGUUUACAUAUUCUUAAAGGAGCAGUACUGCCAUCUGCUGGCUGCAAGGUGAAUCACAAUUGCAAAGAAAAAAAAAAUGACAAGCCCCCCCCCCCCACCAACAACUGACCCUACCAUCUUUGUUGAAACUAUGUAUGCCUUGUAAGUGGCUAAUCCAUAAUUAGCUAAUUUCCGGACCAGAAAAACGUAAAGAGGCGCCUUAAAUUAAAAGAAGCUAGUCAUAUCCAUUGCAUAACAUUAUUGCGAAUCAGUUUUUCUAAGGCAUUUUCUUUGAGAUGAUAUGAUUGCUAUGUGUAUAAAUAUAUUUUAGCGAUUCCAAACUGCCCCCUUAACUGAAGAGGAAACUGUGCAGCAUUGCAGUCAGAGCUUUAAAGCUCUUUAGCUUGGGUGGGGUCUAUACCACAAGUUUGUAUAAACAAUAUAUUCUGUAGCACCUGUAAAUGCUAAAGAUCCUGGUACAAUAGGCUUUCAAGAGAGCCUUUGUUGAGGUGCAUGAACAUAGGGUACAGAGAAAUCCAUAUCGCAGCUUGUUAGGAAUUUGGGCUCAGUGUACAGGGGUUCAGAGAGUGUUUAAGGCCUUACAGUGACAAGGGUCUGUGAUGGUGCCAAUUCUCUUGUAGUGAAACGCAAAGAUAACUAAUGCUACUUACUGGGUUACUACAUAUCCAUUCAGGAUUAUAUCAUCAAGCUAAAUUUAACCACUGGAAUGACUUUUACAUACACAAAUAUUGAGUAUUUAAGCUACGAGAUAAACAGUUACACUAUAUUUGUAAAGGCAUUCCUCAGUUGGAGUAACCAUGUUUUAAUACAGUCAUUAAAUUCACAUUCAAUGAAAAGAA